This is a messenger RNA of Ipomoea nil (Japanese morning glory), 3384 nucleotides long. RefSeq names its product cellulose synthase-like protein D4. The record is from RefSeq and is a predicted model, not a curated record. Gene Ontology annotation, biological process: cellulose biosynthetic process; plant-type primary cell wall biogenesis. The coding region runs from base 1 to 3384 and encodes 1127 amino acids. Lineage: Eukaryota; Viridiplantae; Streptophyta; Magnoliopsida; Solanales; Convolvulaceae. Gene Ontology annotation, molecular function: mannan synthase activity; cellulose synthase (UDP-forming) activity. The transcript has 6 exons. Gene Ontology annotation, cellular component: trans-Golgi network; plasma membrane.
AUGUCCAACCAACCAUCAAAGAAGGGGAUGCGAGGCGGCGGCCCAGCUGGGAGUUCUUCUGGAUCUCAAGGGAACCGCGGUUCAACCGGACAAACUGUAAAAUUCGCCCGAAGAACGUCCAGCGGUCGAUAUGUUAGCCUCUCCAGAGAAGACCUAGAUAUGUCAGGAGAAUUAUCUGGUGAUUACAUGAACUACACCGUCCAAAUUCCUCCCACUCCCGAUAACCAGCCUAUGGACACGUCUGUUGCCGCAAAAGCCGAAGAGCAAUACGUCUCCAAUUCACUCUUCACCGGCGGAUUUAACAGCGUCACCCGUGCCCACCUCAUGGACAAGGUGAUUGAAUCUGAAGUAACCCAUCCUCAGAUGGCAGGAUGCAAGGGCUCUUCCUGUUCAAUGCCAGCUUGUGAUGGCAAAAUCAUGAAAGAUGAAAGAGGAAAUGAUGUCACUCCGUGUGAAUGCAGGUUUAAAAUUUGCAGAGACUGCUACCUGGAUGCCCAAAAAGAUUCGGGUCUAUGUCCUGGAUGCAAGGAACUGUACAAAGUUGGGGAGUAUGACGAUGAUGUACCAGACUUUUCAAGCGGAGCUCUGUCUUUACCAGCCCCAGACGGUUCCAAAGGGGAUAGUCGGAAUAUGUCUAUGAUGAAAAGGAACCAAAAUGGAGAUUUCGAUCACAAUAAAUGGCUGUUUGAGACACAGGGCACAUACGGGUAUGGUAACGCCUAUUGGCCUCCAGACGAUAUGGAUGGGUACGAUGGUGAUGCUGGAAUGCAGAAAGGCAUGUUGGAUACAUCGGCAGAAAUACCUUGGAAACCACUAAGUCGGAAGUUACCAAUACCAAAUAGCAUCAUCAGCCCUUACAGGUUGCUUAUUGUGGUUCGCCUUGUUGUGCUUGGUUUCUUUUUGACAUGGCGGAUACAACAUCCAAACGAUGAAGCAAUAUGGCUGUGGCUAAUGUCUGUUACAUGUGAAUUAUGGUUCGCCUUCUCUUGGAUCCUGGAUCAAAUUCCCAAGGUGAAUCCUUGUAACCGCAGCACUGAUCUAGUGGUAUUGCGUGAAAAAUUUGAUAUGCCAUCGCCAUCCAACCCUACUGGGCGGUCGGACCUCCCGGGACUUGACUUCUUCGUGUCCACGGCUGAUCCUGAGAAAGAGCCACCGCUAACCACAGCCAAUACUAUCCUAUCAAUUCUAGCGGUUGAUUAUCCUGUUGAGAAACUGGCUUGUUAUAUUUCGGAUGAUGGUGGAGCACUUCUGACUUUUGAGGCAAUGGCAGAGGCUUGCAGCUUCGCUGAUCUGUGGGUGCCAUUCUGCAAAAAGCACGAUAUUGAACCCAGGAAUCCGGAAAGUUACUUCAGCUUGAAGGGUGACCCCACAAAAGGCAAGAAACGGACAGACUUUGUGAAGGAUAGGCGGAAGGUUAAGAGGGAGUAUGAUGAAUUUAAAGUGAGGAUAAAUAGUUUGCCAGAUGCAAUCAGGAGGAGAUCGGAUGCAUUUAAUGCCAGGGAAGAGAUGAAGAUGUUGAAACAAAUGAGAGAGAGCGGCGCUGAAGCUCGGGAUCCAGUCCAGGUCAAAAAGGCAACUUGGAUGGCGGACGGUAGCCACUGGCCAGGAACAUGGGCUGUUGGUAGUACUGACCACGGUAAGGGUGAUCAUGCAGGGAUACUUCAGGUAAUGUUGAAGCCCCCCAGCAGCGAUCCCCUAAUGGGAGGAUCGGAUGAUAGUAAACUUUUGGAUUUCUCGGAUGUAGACAUACGUCUUCCUAUGUUUGUGUACAUGUCACGCGAGAAGCGGCGAGGAUAUGAACACAAUAAGAAAGCUGGUGCAAUGAAUGCCCUGGUGCGAUGUUCGGCCGUACUUUCUAACGGCCCCUUCAUGCUCAACCUCGACUGCGAUCACUACAUAUACAACUGCAAAGCUGUUCGUGAAGGAAUGUGCUUCAUGAUGGAUAGAGGAGGGGAAGACAUAUGUUAUAUUCAGUUUCCUCAAAGAUUUGAAGGCAUAGAUCCCUCUGAUCGUUAUGCCAAUCACAAUACAGUGUUUUUUGAUGGCAAUAUGCGUGCACUUGAUGGCAUCCAGGGCCCUGUAUACGUGGGUACAGGAACCAUGUUUAGACGAUUUGCACUGUAUGGGUUUGAUCCCCCACAAGCUGACAUCAACCCCCAGAAAGGUGCGGAUGCCCAACCUCUAAACACCACCGACUUUGACCCUGACCUAGAUGUAAAUCUCUUGCCCAAGCGUUUCGGGAACUCUACUAUGUUGGCAGAAUCCAUUCCCGUAGCGGAAUUCCACGGCCGCCCCAUUGCGGAUCACCCUGCUGUCAAGUAUGGGCGACCUCCCGGUAUCCUCAGAGUCCCCCGCGAACCACUUGAUGCAGCCACUGUGGCAGAAGCUGUCUCUGUCAUAUCUUGUUGGUACGAAGACAAAACCGAGUGGGGUGAACGAGUGGGUUGGAUUUAUGGUUCGGUGACAGAAGAUGUGGUCACAGGAUAUCGCAUGCAUAACCGUGGAUGGCGCUCUGUCUAUUGCAUCACCAAGAGAGAUGCAUUCCGUGGUUCAGCCCCCAUCAAUCUCACCGAUCGCCUCCAUCAGGUCCUCCGAUGGGCCACCGGUUCUGUUGAAAUCUUCUUUUCUAGAAACAAUGCCUUCUUAGCCUCCCGUCGCCUCAAAUUCCUCCAGCGCCUGGCUUACCUCAACGUUGGCAUCUACCCCUUCACCUCCCUUUGCCUCGUCGUCUACUGCUUCCUCCCAGCCCUCUCCCUCAUCUCCGGCCAUUUCAUUGUCAAAAACCUCAAUAUCGCCUUCCUCCUCUACCUAUUAACCAUAACCAUCUGUCUCAUCUCAUUGGCCCUCUUGGAAGUCAGGUGGUCCGGCGUCGGCCUGGAAGAAUGGUGGAGGAACGAACAGUUUUGGCUCAUUUCAGGCACCAGCGCUCACCUUGCUGCUGUCAUCCAGGGCCUCCUCAAAGUCGUCGCUGGGAUCGAGAUCUCCUUCACUCUCACCGCCAAGGCUGCAGGAGAUGAGAACGAAGACAUUUAUGCCGAAUUAUACUUGGUGAAGUGGACCUCACUUAUGAUCCCUCCCAUCGUAAUUGCCAUGAUCAACAUAAUCGCAAUAGUCAUCGCAUUCUCCAGGACAAUUUACAGCGCCAAUCCUCAAUGGAGCAAGUUCAUUGGAGGAGCUUUUUUCAGUUUCUGGGUGUUGGCACACCUCUAUCCUUUUGCCAAGGGUUUAAUGGGAAGGAGACGGAAGACGCCAACCAUUGUUUUUGUCUGGUCGGGGCUUAUUGCCAUUACACUCUCACUGCUUUGGAUAGCCAUCAGUCCACCCAGAGGCGGUACAGCAACAGCAGAGCUCGGGGGUGGAGGAGGCGGUUUCCAAUUCCCUUAA